Porites lobata is the source of this 8955-nucleotide messenger RNA. NCBI's taxonomy places the organism in Eukaryota, Metazoa, Cnidaria, Anthozoa, Scleractinia, Poritidae. The record is from the annotation of a GenBank genome assembly.
AUGGCAGCUGACAUUGACGGAAAGGUACAAAACUGUAACUAUGAAUAUGUCAUAUAUUUUUUCUGCCUUUUUCGAUGAUGAAUACUAGUGCAUUCUAAAUAAGCUUUCGUAUUAAGUUUUCUUGUGCAUCACAGCUCAUUUUAAGAUCAUUAUUUUCAGGCAAAGGAUGAUAGUACUCAUAGAAAGUUAUGGAUUGGAAAUUUAGACAAACGUUUAAGCGAGUGAGUAGAAUUUAGUUUUGUUCUUAUGAUAGGUGAUAUUUCGCUGUAAUGCUGCGUUGAAUCUUGAAGAAAGUAUGUGCUUCCUAACAUACUAAAGAGUUAACCUAGUGUGCUGUUACUUUGAUGUUCUUCCUACUGUCAGUCUAUGGACUAAAAUUGCAUUAUAAUACCCGUACCCUUCGGGUUGAGGAAGUCUCCAGUGUUGAAUCCAAUUUUAUUCGACCUUCCGGGGUGAGAAGAAAAGGUAGGUCCUCAACCAGGGGGGUACGGAUAAUUGCAAUAGUCCUAUGCACCGCAUAAUAAUUAUUAGUGUAAUUCAGUUCACCUGGCAUGAAUAGUUAGGGUGCAUCUUUUUUGUUUUAACAACACAUACACAAAAAAGAAAUUUAUAGCAAUAAUAAAGAAAAAAUAGGUUAAAACUUAAACAAAAAUUUACCUCCCAAUCGCUUAAAAAAAAAAUUCCGACCUCUAUCAACAGUACAGCUGAAAGGGUUUUCUGUAUUGAUCUUCAACUUCAACUUCAAUGUCACACUCAUUUCUUAUUUGAUUAAUGAUAAUAUCAAGAAGUUGUUGAACUAAUUUCCCAUGGGUUUUACUGUAUCGAUCCUCAUUGUUUUUAGGUAUAAUAUUUUAAAGAUUCUUCAACCUUAUGGAGAGAUACAGAACCUUGACCUACUUUUCCAUAAAUCAGGUGUCAAAGAAGGGGAGCCUCGUGGCUAUUGCUUUGUUGAAUUCAAGACACUUGAGGUGAGAUAGUACAAAUAGACUUGAAAAUAGUUCUCUGUUUGAAAUUUCGUGGGAAGUUCUAAAGGAAGAGAACUUACACCUUUUGCUGUUCACUACAAGAAAAUAUGCAACCAUUUGCAUGAAACGGUGACCAGUGGUGCAAAGAUCCAUUCAUUAGCACGAAAAUAUGAACAUUUUUGCAUAAGUUAGAUUCAAUUAUGAGUUUUGCAUUUUAAUCAAUAUUCAAUAACAUUUUGGGCAUUCAUAAAAUUCAAAAAUCGUUAUUGAAUCUGAUUUAUGCACAAACAUUCAUAUUUUCACACUAAUGAAUGUACCUUCGCACUAUUGGUCGCCGUUUAACGCAAAUGAUAAUUUGCAUAUUUUCUCGUAAAUGAACAGCAAAAGACGUUUUGCAGCACUGCCUUGAAGCAGCAAAAUAAGACAUGAAAAGACAACAGAUUACACAAACCUUGGCUUAUCCUGUACAUGGGUAAACUGGUUGGUUCACAGUAAACCAAACUUGGGAGUAUCAUACUUAAGGUCUAAUAAUCUUUUAAUAUUGGUUGAUUAUAAAAUUGUUUAAACUGGACAGCACACACACAAACUCAGUUACAUUCUACACUACCACUCUACAUGGUGACAGCUAUUUCCUUGCGAGGAUCAUUUAAAUUAUAUGUACUGUGAAACCCCACCUUAUGGGGACCUCGGUAAUCUGGUCAAUUUAUGGUCACUUUUUUCUGGUCCAGCUGAAUGGUCAUACAUUAUCUUACAAAAAAACCCUGUUAAUGCGGUCAUGCAGCAGUUAACCCUUUGAACCCUAACAUCAAAAUUCAAAUUCUCAUUUGUUAUCCCUAUACGUUUUCAAUAGAAGUAGUGGGGAGAGUUUAUUGAAGUAUCAAUUAGAUUCAUCUUGUGUGAUCAUGUCCUUAAUUCUCAUGACCACUCUGUUUUAUAAAGCAGUGAUAUUACAAGGAGAAAUUUAAUGCUGAUCACUCUUAGGGCUUAACGGGUUAAUACAGCCAACAGCCAUAACAUUAUUUUAAAAUCCCAAAUGGUAGAAUCUCUUAUAAUUUCACCCCAUUUAUUUGGCCACUUGUUUGAAAUUUAGAAAAUGAAAAUACCUGUGACAUGUCAAUUUUAUUGACCUAGUACACUGAGCCUGUUCUUGUACUGUUUUUAGACUUUUUUUACAGUACAAAUGAAGUGGACUUGUUGUGGUUUUAUAGCUGAAUUUUAAAAGUGUUUUAUGUACUGAAGGAAAAUUUUAAGUAUAGCCGUAGUUUUUUCAAUAAUUACUGUAUGCGAUAUCUACAUUCUGGUUGUUUAUUAAUGAGAACAGUUGUUCAAGAAAUACUAAUGCAAUGUACAGUGUAUUUGUCAUUACAGCCCUCAAGUCAUGAAAUUUGAGCCUGCCCCGAUGAAACGGCCUCCCCAUUAAUACUGCCAAAUUUUUUGGACCCAUUGGGACCAUAUUAACUGGGUUCCACUGUACCAGAAUGUAAUGUGCAAAAUUUACUGUGUUGAUUGAUUUUUAUUCAUGACAGAUUUAGUGAACACUAAGUGACACACAUGUAUAAGUGUAUCCUGUAGACUUAGUGCGGCAAACACUGCUUUAGCACACCCAAGAUAUUAUUGAAUGUGUUCUUCUUUUUGUGUGUGUAUUUAAAAAAAAGAACGCAUCCUGUAUAGAUGCAUUGUACAGUAUACCCUGUUAAAAAAAAAUGAUUACCAGAUAUAGUAUAUAAAUUAUGAAAAUCCCAGCAAUGAUAUUUCUCUCUCAACAGCAGGCAGAAAAUGCACUGCGUGGGCUAAAUGGUAAAUUGGCCUUGUCUAAGCCUCUGGUUGUAGACUGGGCAAAGAAGAAAACUGGAUUAACAGUAAGUAGAUUAAAGCAUAGCCUGCGUAGCAAGCGUUUCCUCGCGAGGUUCGUCUAGAAAGCUGGGACAAGAGCAAAAAAAAAAAUGAAUGACGGGGGAGGGGAAGGGGAGCGAAGGAACCGCUUGCCCGCAAACCCCACGAUUUUGAAAAACUGCGUUCACCCACGAACGCAGCUUCUGAUUGGCGCGGUGCGGGUAGUGUUGAUUACUUAGCAUUCAAAACAUCAAUCAAACCAGGUAUGCUUUGUUUUCGUGCGUUACAGAUCUGGUCUCAUCUGAUUUGUGGUUGCAGAUUACUAAUGCUUUGGACGGAUAUUUAUUGGAAUCUUGUUUGUGCGAAGGUUUAUGAGAUCAGAGUCUUCAAAGUAUAAUUGGAGAUCGAGCAGUGGAGACUAGGGAAGGCCAAUUUAUUGAGAAUGACGGCGUGCGGAUCUGACUGGAAAAAAUGGACUGUUUGUUUGGAGAUAACAUCAACAUAAAUCAAAACAUCGGUACUCGACACUAGCUAAAGCCGCCAUGGACAAACGAUUUGUCAGCUUUUUGAAAUGAAAGAUUCUUUUUGCUUAUUGGAAAUUUAGUGGCAUCUAUUGUAGAGAACAUUUCGACACAAACUGAAGAGAAGCCGCUCUGCAAAACUUAUACGCGGCGGAGUGAAUUGUUCCGGACAAAUAAUUUUACAAAUCUGGUAAUCCAGGGGUAAUCUGUUCGUUAUGUUUUUUUUUUUGACGAGCUGUCAAUUUACAGAUGAACCGAACCGUGAAAUAUCAAGGGGCGUUUUCCAGAAUCGUGGGGUUUGCGGGCAAGCGUUUCCUCUUCUCCCCUCCCGCUCCCCCUUCAACCUUUUUUUUGCUUCCGCUCGAACCUUCGCGUAAUAACUCGAUUGGAAACGCUUGCUACGCAGGCUAAUUAAAGCAAUAAUUUUAAGUCUAAUCUUAUAGCAAGUAAUGAUCACGGUUAAUUAAUUAUUGAUCUGGAUAAAAGUUUGACUGCUGAUAAUUGUGAAAUAACAAUAGUUUUAGGAGUAUGUUUAAUAUUUUAAACUUUUGAGUUCUUGUAAGAUCCAAAGUUAGCUUGAAGAAGACCUUGUUACGGUAUUAUUUGAACAAGUGACAGGCUUUGAAACAGGUACAUCAGACAGAUGAACGAUGGUAACAAAGAACACAGGGGUGGAUUGAAACUACAGCUGUGACGAAUGACUAUGGCAAAUACAAUAAUUAUAAUAUUUAAUGCUAUCAUAGACACUGCCCCCUCAUUCAGAGAAAGGGAGGGUUUUGAAAUUCAAACAGGGACUUCUGUAUGUAGUGCCCACACCCGCUUCUCUCUAAAAGGGUAUCACAUAUGGUCUGAUUAGAGGGAAAAGAAAGUUUAGUUGAUUGGUGACAGAAAUCUUUCAAAUGAUAUUAUUAUUUUUUGCAGUGUCAGUGUUUUCACCAGGAUUUUGUCUUAAGGAGUCCCAGGGCCCGCUCUGCCGAAAAAUAGGGUCCCUGUGGGAGCUUAAGGAGGGCAAAGUUACUUGCGUUCCACGACUGGAAUGGAAAAAAUCCUCCGUAAUUUCUCUGCCUUCCAUUUCAUCAAGGCAGGUUCAAAUUCUAGCAGCAUGUCUACUUAAAGUGUUUUUUGGAAAAUUUGAAAUUCCCUGCGGAGUGGGUAAAUGCAUAUGCUUAAUGUUUGCCUCAAGAAGGAUCUUGAAGGUUAUGAUUGUUUUGUCAGCAUGAAAUUUUUGUAGGCAAGCCAUGAGUAUUUCAAAAGCCGAGCACUCUGGAAAACACAAUUUUCUUCAAUGGAACAGCUUCUUGAUAUUUGCUUGCUACAUUGUCCUCUUUCUCAUCAUCUUCACCACUGUUUCAAUAACCUUCUAAACUAUCUCCAAGCCUUGGUGUUUUAGGGCUUAAGAAUCUAACUUUCACUGUGUGGCAUGGCAAACCACACAGUACAAAGAACUUGAGCCCACAAUCUAAAAAUGGUCUGUUACGCAAAGUAAAAAUGUAGAGAAAUUUUGUUACCUUUGUUUCCUGUAUCCCUGACACAUAAAAAGGACCAAAGACUCAAAAUAAUUCAUGGUAGUUGUCCCGUGGGACAUAAAGAUCGAUCAAUCGAUCUGAAGAUGUUUUCAUAGAGUAAUUAUCCUGUUUGUGUGAUUUCUGUGGCUGUUCUUACAGCUGUUGCCUAACGAGGUAUAUUACUUUUGGUCUUUGUUGUGUUCACACUAGAAAGAGUUUUUAUUCCAGUAAACUGUUAUACAGAGUUUUGGAGUCUGUCUUCAGGGUGUUUGCAUGGUUACAUAAAGGCCCAAAAAUAUUCAGUUUAGGACUCAUUUUAGGGGUGUUACUAAAACGAAGACCCAAAAACGAAGACCUAAGACCUAAGACCCCUUGGACUAAAACAAAGACCCCAUGGACUAAAACGAAGACCCCUUGGACUAAAACGAAGACCCUAUGGACUAAAACGAAGACCCUAUGGACUAAAACGAAGACCCCAUGGGCUAAAACGAAGACCCCAUGGACUAAAACGAAGACCCCUUGGACUAAAACGAAGACCCCACGGACUAAAACGAAGACCUCAUGGACUAAAACGACUGAUGCUAACCGCUGAGGGCAAUGCCCGCUCCCGUAAUUUGUUACGGCGAUUUGGGAAUGUUGUGGAAUUUCCUCUGCAGUAUUUAGUUGUGAUAGUCAAGUCUAUCGCUUACCUUUCCUUCAGGUUUCUUUGCGGAAAAUAUUUUGCAUGUUUUAAACCUCUUUGGAAGUGUUUACGGUGAAGAUGACGUCAGUUUUAUUUAAAUGAAAGCUUUUUUUUUUUCCCUUGUCUUUUUCCUUCUUUUUCUUUUACUAUUAUUUUUUUUAUCACAGUUAUCAUAAAAACAACUGUUUAAGCCGUAAAGAUUAGUCAUUUUUUAACAAUAGAGGACAGAAUAUCGUAACAGCGUAUGACAGGGAUAUAAAUAAAACAAAUAAAACCCGGCAUAAAGACAAAUGAACCACGCUUAAAUGAAUAAUGUUCGAGUAAUGUUCUAGAUCGAAGUUAUUGAUCAGGUAAAAAGUAAUAAAUAGAGCGCGAGGUUCCUCUCUCCUUGAAUUCGUCAAUGAGAAAUUCCCUCCCUGUACUAUGUGUUGUCACUGUUUUGUUUUUUAAAUGCAUUCUAUUUGAUACAAUUCUUCGACAUUUUAGAAAGCUGGAGCACGCGGCUAUAUUUUCUUAACUCAUUACACCCGGGAUGACACCCAAAUCAUCCGACAUUGAAUUUUGAACGGUAAAAUAUCAGAAAGGCAAUGGACCCCCUCCUCCCUCAAACCCCAACUACGCGCCCAAAACACGUUUGCCGGAAGUCUACAAGACAAAUCCUGUCAUAAGCCUUUUUGAUUGUCUAGGCCUCCCAUGAACACGCUGAUGACCUUUGGGCUUGUCACGCCAAUCGCAUUAUAACCACACGCGCGUUAUAACCACACGACACACUAGAGGGCUCCCUCGCCUUCACCCUGCAAAAAGCUUUCAUUUAAAUAAAACUGACAUCAUCUUCACCGUAAACACUUCCAGAGAGGUUUAAAACAUGCAAAAUAUUUUCCGCAAAGAAACCUGAAGAAAAGGUAAGUGAUAGACUUGACUAUCACAACAAAAUACUGCAGAGGAAAUUCCACAACAUUCCCAAAUCGCCGUAACAAAUUACGGGAGCGGGCAUUGCCCUCAGCGGUUAGCAGCAGUCGUUUUAGUCCAUGGGGUCUUCGUUUUAGUCCAUGGGGUCUUUGUUUUAGUCCAUGGGGUCUUCGUUUUAGUCCAUAGGGUCUUCGUUUUAGUCCAUAGGGUCUUUGUUUUAGUCCAUGGGGUCUUCGUUUUAGUCCAUGGGGUCUUCGUUUUAGUCCAUGGGGGUCUUCGUUUUAGUCCAUAGGGUCUUCAUUUUAGUCCAAGGGGUCUUCGUUUUAGUCCAAGGGGUCUUAGGUCUUAGGUCUUCGUUUUUGGGUCUUCGUUUUAGUAACACCCCUCAUUUUAGUUUUAACUGGGACUCAUGAUUUUUUGCAAGAUGAGACGUCCCAGGACUCACCAUAACUAUUUGUAAGAAAAUCACGGAAAUGCAUUUGCAUGCAUGCAUGAUUUAAUGGUUUGAAUUCUUUGAGAAACCAUCAUUAAUCAGAAAGAGCAAAGAGGAUGAAUAUUUGCUAGACCAUUAAAAAACUGCCAACUAACUUCUGAAAGUCCCUAUGGCUCGUAGCAUCUUUGUACACCCAAGUGGGCACAUAAAUGCGUCACUUCAAUUAUUUUUCUUGUGGCAAUCCAACAAGGAUGUGGCCUGGUGAGAACACUGUGGUGUAGGUCAUUUUUUAGUACUAUAGGAUUAAACUGUGGGCUGCAGAUUGUUGCUUGACAGUAGAAGAAAAUGUCCCUUCUCUCCCCUGAUUACUUGUCAGAAUGUACAGAUUACUCUCACCAACUGUCUCCAAUUCCAACUAGGGCUUAAAAGAACAAGAAGAAAAGAAUGUGCCAUCAUCUACAGCAUCCUCAAAAAUCUCACUAAAAAGGUGAGACAGAGAGCUGAGACAACUUGUAUUCAUUUCAACUUUUCUUUUGCUCAUUGUUAAUCUUCUACUUAAUAUGAAAUUUUCAAAAAAGGCACUUUAUGUUUAAAAGUGUUUAGCUAUUUAUUUAGCACUAAAGUACUAAUUGGGGACACUAUGUUCAUGUGUCCUACUGGAGACAGAAUGGCCAUUUUACAUACAUGGUUGAUCAUCUGAGCCACACGAAGGUCUAGCUAUUUUACAGGGCUGGUUUUUUUCUGACUGUGAGUAUUGGUCUGAUUCCAAUAAUCGAAGCUAUGACCAUUUACUCUACAGUCAAGGGUUCUACUGACUACCAUGUUACCCACACACUGAGCUCGCUGCCUUACAGCCAAGUUGUAAAUGAUCACAAGUUAAAAGGGCACAUUUUUUGUUAAGAAUGAAAUUAAAAAAAAACAACAAUAAAAUUUUUAUUUGAGUGCCAGUGUAUUUAGUACGAAAGUACUAAUUGGGGACGCUAUUUUUAUGUCUCCAGCUGGAGACAGUCCGCCAUUUUAUGUGGUCAUCAGAGCCUAGCCGCUUGCAGUGCAAAGGAAGUACCUUCAUUUCUUAGUUAUUUUAAGACUCUGAGUAUUGGUCCGACUCUGGGAAUCGAACCCUCAACCUUCUGCUCUCCAAUCAAACGCUCAACCCGACUGAGCUAAUACUGCCGCAGUCAAAUAACAACCAUCUUUAGUCUUGCUAUUAGCAGGACUAACGUUGAAGCUCUCUUGACAGCUUUGAACUAGGUAGCAAUUAAUCCUGGUGUAAUGUUGUAGCAAACGUCUGUUACAAAACUGCAGUGAGUGAAGAGACGCAAGUGAAUUCCACAAGUACUUAUUAUGCAGUGAAUAAUAGUUAUUGUCCAGGUUGCAUACAACUUGUUUUUUCAAGCAAAACUUAAAUGUUAGGAAUUUGUUGAAACUCUCCUUAUUCAUUUGAUAAUAAUUUUUUCCUUUGUUUUGUCUGCCUUUAGCUGUGAAUCCAAAAUUAGAGCAAUUGAGAACAAGCUCAAAUUAAUGGAGAGCGGUCAUGAAAAUCAACAAGCCACACCACAAGGAAAACAUCCUCUACUUGUACAGAGUGAAAGAACAAGAACUCACCCAUACAAGAAGCAAGAAAGAUACAGCAGAGGAAGGAAUAGCAGGACAAGAUGAAUGGAGUAGUACAGCAUCUAAAUUCCGGUCAUAAUAGACCUUGAUCAAUGGCCAUGUUGAAUUUAUUACAUUUCAGGAGUAUUAUGGGAUGCUCAGGGGGCACUCACCCAGUUUUUAAGCACACUUUCUGUGAAAAAACAGAACUUCAAUGUAUAUUUCUCGGCAAAAAGAUGAUCGUUAUUACAAUUCCAAACACGGCACAAUGAUCUUUUUUUCCCUUUACAAUCUUUUUCUAGGAAAACUUUUCUAUAAAGAACAAUUUGCCCAAAAAGCACGUAAUUACCGAUGCGAGUAUAUUGGAUCGUGCUCAUGCCCCGUGGGCAUCCCAUAAAACUCCUUAAAUCCAAGUAAUUCAAUACGGCGACCGUAUCAGUAAAAAGGUCAAUAAUUUGUUGAAACGCUUGUGAAUUCUUCCUUCCCUUCCCUUUCAAUGUUGAUUGUGAAGAUG